AUGAUUGCAAAUGGAAGUAUUUCGAACCAAACUAACGUGUUUAUUGAGGAUGAAAUAACAAGAAUUAUAUUUGUUUACGUGUCACCAUGUGUAAUAUUUAUUGGAACCGUUGCUAAUAUUUUAAGCAUUCUUGUUUUGUCUAAGAAAACGAUGCGUCGAUCAACAACAAUGUUCUAUUUACUUAUUUUGUCCUCCGCCGACCUUCUUGUGUUGUACACAGGAUUGUUAAGAUACUGGAUUAUUAUGGCUUUCGACAUAGACAUACGAUUACACAGUGAUUUUAUUUGUAAACUACAUGCUUUUCUUGUAUAUUUUUCUCUCGACUUCGCCUCCUGGAUUUUGGUUGCCGUGACCAUGGACCGCUGUAUUUCUGUGAUGCGACCACUGAAAGCUAGACUAUGCUGCACUACCAACGUAUCAAAAGUUAUUGUGGUAAUAUUAUUCGUGACAAUGGUUUUUAUAAACAGUCAUCUGUUUUUUACAGUUGAGAUUAUAUCAAGAAAUAGAUCAAAACCAACAUGCCAAGAAGCAGACGCCACUUUUGUAUUUGUCAGUAAAAUUUGGCCAUGGAUAGACUUUGCAGUAUUCUGCUUUGUUCCAUUUGGUAUAAUGAUAGUAGCUAACUCAUUAAUUAUUCACAGAGUUUCAGCGUCUGUAAAAACGUUGAAAAAUAUGACAGUUGACAAUGAUCUUGGCAGAAGUUUCGGCAGUGUAUACACACGACGGACCUCAUUUAGAUCGAGUCAUAUUUCAGGCGAGGAUUCAGAUCAAAUAUCAACUAUCACAGAAACGUGUGAAAACCAAAAUGGCUUCUCAAAUGAUACUGUAAAUAAAACAGUCAACAACAACUCAACAAGAUUACAAACAAGCACAAACGUGACCGUGAUGCUAUUGUCCGUUAAUUUUGUGUUUUUCUUUUGUACAACACCAAUAGCUAUUUAUUUCAUCGGGCAGCAUUACUGGGAAACACGAGAUGUACAUCCUCAUAGGAUUGCUGUACAAAACCUAGCAUACGGCAUCGUGAAUAUUCUCCAAUAUCUCAAUAACAGUGUCCAUUUUUUCUUGUACUGCAUCACAGGGAAAAGAUUUAGAAAUGAAUUCUUUAAACUAUUUGCAAGAAAACGUCGAUCUGCCGUUUUUCAAUGA
This is a messenger RNA of Mytilus trossulus (common blue mussel), 1146 nucleotides long. RefSeq names its product cysteinyl leukotriene receptor 1-like. The record is from RefSeq and is a predicted model, not a curated record. Gene Ontology annotation, molecular function: G protein-coupled receptor activity. Gene Ontology annotation, biological process: G protein-coupled receptor signaling pathway. NCBI's taxonomy places the organism in Eukaryota, Metazoa, Mollusca, Bivalvia, Mytilida, Mytilidae. Bases 1 to 1146 code for a protein of 381 amino acids. Gene Ontology annotation, cellular component: membrane. The transcript has a single exon.